Molecule: messenger RNA, 1150 nt
Organism: Desarmillaria tabescens
Lineage: Eukaryota; Fungi; Basidiomycota; Agaricomycetes; Agaricales; Physalacriaceae
Exons: 1
Coding region: 223-1014 (263 amino acids)
Biological process (GO): protein lipoylation
Cellular component (GO): mitochondrion
Molecular function (GO): lipoyl(octanoyl) transferase activity
Source: RefSeq, a predicted model, not a curated record
ACCUAGUCGCGGCACCGUCACGUUUCGAAUUCUGGAUUCUGUGGUUAGACGGCAGCACCACAGCAUCAUGUAUACAUAUUUCUAUAGUACUUUAACUCUAUCUGGAGAGCGUAGAAGAGGGUAUAGUCGCUGGUUGGUAUACGGACCGGGGAAUAACUCCCACGAGUCCACACGACCUGGACCCUUCUGUCAGACUGCCACGGCCAGCAACUUGUCGCAUCGAUGCAUUUGCCUCCCAUUUUCUACCAUUAUUUUCACUCGCCACUACCUUAUUCCACGACCCUUGUGCUGCAGGAAACCUUGCAUGUGUUGCAGCUCGCCGCGCGGAACAGUACAAAAUCCCAUGCGUAUCAUCCAGACCUGUUGCUUCUCCUGCAGCAUCGGCCGGUAUACACCGCUGGUCGUCGCCAGCAUGCAGACAGUACCCAAGGCGACCGUAGACGGCUCACCAACAUUGGCGCCGACUUUGUGUCGACGGCACGGGGAGGCGAGUAUACUUUCCAUGGGCCAGGGCAAAUAGUCGGGUAUCCUCUGCUUGAUCUAGGGCGGACCUCCCCCGCAAUGGGCAUUCGAGACUACAUUUGUCGCAUGCAGAAGACGCUCGAGAUCCAUCUCAAGGAGGCCCACGGUCUUGAUCACGUCCCGUCAGACCAUACCGGUGUGUUCCUCGACGCUCACACAAAAAUCGCCAGCAUCGGCGUCCAAGUCCGGCAUCGUCUUACAACCCACGGCUUUGCAAUGAAUAUCACACGCGAGCCUGAACCCUGGUUUGAUCAGGUCGUUGCCUGUGGCCUCGACGGCGUCAAGGCGGGGAGCAUAGAGUCCGCUACCAACACGAAGAUCAGGGUGGAAGACGAGAUUCCAGGCCUGGUCAGUCGUUUUGGAAGAAUGUACGAGCGCGAGAUGUUGCCGCUGGAUUUGAGUGAUGAUGAUCCCAUUAUAACCGAGAUAAAAACCAUGGAGAAGGUGGGACGCGAUGCUGGCGCUUGGAAUUCGGCGCCUUUAAGUUUGUAAUCCAAGUCAGCGAUGACAAAUACCUUGAGACAAUCUGUCCCGAUCUUAUAACAGCUUCCAUCGACCUUGCGCCUGUACCUCAAUUAUGCGCCUCCUCAUUCUUGGUGGAACAGGCUCCUCAGGUAUUCUUCUCAUU